GAGGAGUUGAGGGGUCCCGUGGCCGCGUAGAAUCUGCCUGGCAGGAGACCCCCAGAUGGUCAGUGCCCCAGAGACGGCCAAACCCUCCACCGCCCAGCCUCACGGCCGUCCCGCCCCAGCAGCCCCAUGUCAGCCUCCCAGCUGGCAGCGCUGGAAGGAGCGGAGUCGGAGGCCGGGGGGCCGCCCUUGACCGAGGCCAGCCCCGGCUUCCUGUAUUCCGAGGGCCAGCGGCUGGCGCUCGAGGCCCUGCUGAGCAAGGGCGCGGCGGCGUUCGAGGCCUGCGUGCAGCGAGAGGGGCUGCGGCCCUUCCUGAGCGGGGAAGAGCUGCGGAGUCUGGCGGCGGCGGCGGAAGACUGGACAGCGUCCAAGCAGCGGCCCGACAGGGCGGCAGAGGGAGCCACCGAUGGGGACUCGGGCAGCCUGACCUACUGGCCUGGACGGUCAGAGGAGCUGGUGCCUACGCUGCGGCUGGGCUGGCCGGAGGACCCAGCCUGGAAGGGAAUCACCCGGGCGCAGCUGUUCACCCAGCCACCCGACGAGGGCCACCCGCCCCUCAAGGAGCUGGUGCGCCAGGAAAUCCAGGCUGCCCGCAAGCUAGUGGCCGUGGUCAUGGACAUCUUCACCGACCCAGACCUGCUCUCGGACCUGUUAGACGCCGCCACUCGCCGCUGGGUGCCUGUCUACCUGCUCCUGGACCGCCAGCAGCUGCCUGCCUUCCUGACGCUGGCCCAGCAGCUGGGGGUGAACCCCUGGGCCACUGAGAACCUAGAUAUCCGGGUCGUGCGAGGCUGCAGUUUCCAGAGCCGCUGGCGACGGCAGGUGAGUGGCAACGUGCGUGAGAAAUUUGUGCUGCUGGACGGCGAGAGGGUCAUCUCCGGAUCCUACAGCUUCACGUGGAGCGACUCCCGCCUGCACCGAGGCCUGGUGACCCUGUUGACCGGCGAGAUUGCUGCCGCCUUCAGCCGAGAGUUCCGGACACUGUAUGCAGCCUCCUGGCCACUCCCGUCCGCGCCCACCUCGGGCCCCUUCGUCAGCAUCGUGGGGGGGCUGCAGCUGGCCCACAACCCCCACCGUGUGGCCCGCCGCCGCUCUGUGGCCCCCGUGUCACCGCCACCGCCCGCUGGCCCGCUGGCCCAACGCUUGGCCGCCUGCCGAGUCUUUGACGGGGACAGGCAGGAGACCCCGGCCGCCCCAGGGCCGGCGCUGAGCGACAUCCUGAGGAGUGUCCAGCGCACCCGGACCCCCAGCGGCCCCCCGGCCCGGCCCAGCCACUCCCUGUGGGACCUGAGCCGCCUGUCCCAGCUGUCCGGCUCCAGCGACGGUGACAACGAGCUCAAGAAAUCCUGGGGUUCCAAGGACACCCCCGCGAAGGCCCUGAUGAGGCAGCGGGGCAUGGGAGGGGCCCCCUGGGCUGAGACAGAACCCCGUCCUCUGGGCCGGUCCCAGCCCCCAGGCGGCCCCCUGCCCCUCCUCCCUGCCCGCCGCCUCGGCCAUCUGUCCCCGACCAGAAGGAGGUUUGGUGAGGAUGCCACCUCCAAACUGCAGGAACCCCGAGGCACCCAGCAGCCAGACUGGGCUGCCCAGGCAGGACUCAGGGGGCGACCCUGACGGGAGCCAAAGCCACCCUGGACGGGCCUGUCGACGGUCACCUCCCAGCCCCCCCCCCCCUCCCCGUCCCCCAUCCGUGUGGUGCCUUGGACAAGGCUUCUGGCCUCGGUGUCCGGGAAGCGGCAGGGAUGUUUCCCCCUUUGUUCUAGAACUCGGGCAAGCCCAGUGCUCAGUCUAGAUGCCAGUGUCGCAUUUCAGAAAAUGGGCAGAAAGUGUCGACCCGCCGGCAUCCCGGCCAGGCCGGAACUUGUCUGAGGACGGGCCUGGCGGAGUGGCCCCCGAGCCUGCAUCGCGUGGGGGCGAAGGUGGGGCGUCCCUGGGACAGGGUGGGGAGCCUCCUGUAUCUAUCAGGCUCCGGAGCUGUGGGUAAACUGAGCUUAGCAGAGGAGAGGAGAGAAUCCAGUCCAGGGAGUGGGGCUUAAUAAUGAGGGACAGGAAAUUGGUGGGGACCCCUGCUGGGGGGCCAGUCAGGGCCCUGGGCGCUGGGACUGUUUUCUGGGUGCCACGGGGCCAGUUGUUGGGGCUCCCUUUACCUCUGCUCAGAAUAAAGCUGCUUUCUGCCAGAA
Molecule: messenger RNA, 2174 nt
Organism: Leopardus geoffroyi (Geoffroy's cat)
Lineage: Eukaryota; Metazoa; Chordata; Mammalia; Carnivora; Felidae
Gene: SACK1E
Product: family with sequence similarity 83 member E
Exons: 5
Coding region: 127-1608 (493 amino acids)
Source: RefSeq, a predicted model, not a curated record